GAAGAUUCAGGUGCUAAAUGCUGUGUCAGGGUAGAGGGAGGAGGGAUGGAGGGGGCGACUGCCCAGCUGAUGUCAGAAUUUCAAAUGAGCAGGGUCUCACGCAGUCUCUACUGACUUCACUGCAGGGGCUGUCACAGGUCCAGACCACCCCAUUUGAGGGGGGUGUCUGCCUGGGACUCAGCUACUUCCAGCUCCUUUGGGGAGGGCUCUAGCCCAGACUCUGGAUGCCUGCAAUGGGGAAGGGCAGGCAGUGAAACGUUAACAGUGGGGGUGUGCACAGGGGCUGCAGGCAGCAGCCAGGCUCCCCCACUGGCCAGACAGUUGGUAUACGCCAGGAUCUGAGCUGCUCCUUCUAGCAUCCUUCAUCCUUCAGGUAUCAGCCAGUGCUGGAGCUGCAGAAACCCGGACCAGCCCUCCACUGGCCUCUGACCUGACCCUCCCCAGUGGCCUUCUCUGUUUUAGCUGCUUCUGCUGCAGCGUCAGAUACUCUCAGCUGCAACUCCCUGCAAGGUGGGGUACCCAUCUCAGGCAGAAGGUUUUGGUGCACCCCACUGAUCAUAUUCCUUGGGACUGUCGCUGCCUGUGGCCUCAGGAUGAAAGGGGAGACCCCUGUGAACAGCACUAUGAGUAUUGGGCAAGCCCGCAAGAUGGUGGAACAGCUUAAGAUCGAAGCCAGCUUGUGCCGGAUAAAGGUGUCCAAGGCAGCAGCAGACCUGAUGACUUAUUGUGAUGCCCACGCCUGUGAGGACCCCCUCAUCACCCCUGUGCCCACUUCGGAGAACCCUUUCCGGGAGAAGAAAUUCUUCUGUGCUCUCCUCUGAGCUGCCCUGUUCCUCUUCACAACUCUUCACCUUUCCCCUCUCCCGGGCCCUUCCUUAUUUAUGUCAGUAACUGUCGUGAGCCCCCGAGGACCCCUGCAUCCCACCCCUAGCCCUUGCCCAACCCUGUGAGGUUAUCCGAAGCCCAAGCCCUC
Molecule: messenger RNA, 973 nt
Organism: Dama dama (fallow deer)
Lineage: Eukaryota; Metazoa; Chordata; Mammalia; Artiodactyla; Cervidae
Gene: GNG3
Product: G protein subunit gamma 3
Exons: 3
Coding region: 594-821 (75 amino acids)
Biological process (GO): G protein-coupled receptor signaling pathway
Cellular component (GO): heterotrimeric G-protein complex
Molecular function (GO): G-protein beta-subunit binding
Source: RefSeq, a predicted model, not a curated record